UUAUUAUUCUUAUAAUUAUUAUCAUUCUCCUUCUUAUCCUUAUAAUCAUGCAAUGAACAUUGGGAUUAUUGAGUUAUUUUGAAAAUGAUAAUCCAAAUACAAAAAAAAAUCUGUAAUGAAUAUAAUAUUUGUAUUAUUGUUGUUGUAGGAGUCCUUGGAUUGGAGCAGUUUAACUUGGGGCAUGACAAUGGCGGCUCGCAAGACCGAACGAGGAUUUUGCGUCUGUCCUACAGUGCGUGUGAGUACAUCCCCCUGGCCAAAGACACAAAGGAAGCAUGGGGAGAGGCCGAGAGAGAGUCUGGCAUGCAGUUAGUCUACACGACGGGAGGACUGGACAUCGCCAAGAGGGGCACCCCCGGUCAUGAGUGCUUGGAGAAAUUCGCCAAAUCCAUGACGGCUCAAAAUGUCGAAUUCGAGAGAUACGAAGGGCAGAGCAUCAGGAAGAAGUUCCCCCAGUUUUCGGCCACACCCAAAUGGAUCUCCCUCUACCAGAAGGACGCGGGGAUUAUAGACGCCGCUCUGGCAAACGCGGUCCACAUCCAACUAGCCCGAAAGCAUGGGGCAACCAUCUUGGAAAACGCUGCCGUUUUGAGGAUCGUCAAGGAGGGCAAUCAAACAAAGGUUUGCACAAGUCAGGGAGAUUUCCUUUGCAAGAAGGUGAUAGUGACCUCGGGAGCCUGGACUAACGAUGUCCUGUCAUCCAUAGGACUAAAACUACCAAUCACAGUCACCCAGGAACAGGUCACCUACUUUGCGACCCCUCACAUGAACGAGUUUACGAAAGACAGAUUUCCAGUUGUCUUCCUUCACACCGGGUUGCCAGCUGCCCCUUACUUCAUACCAAUCCACGGCAACACAGGGUUCAAGACGGGACUCGAUCUGGGAGGACCUGUUAUUACCCCUCAUACCAGGACUUUUAUCCCCGAUGAGAGGAGGAGGAAAAAAGAGAGGAACUACGUAGCGGAGCUGUGUCCGAGGGCCCUUGGACCAACCCUUUACACCAAAACGUGCUUGUACGCCCUGACUCCUGACAGAAAUUACAUAAUGGAUACAUGCGAGGAGGCUGGACAUCGUGAUAUAAUAGUGUUUGUUGGUGCUGCCCACGCAUACAAAAUGGCCCCGGUCCUCGGAAAGAUCCUGAGUCAACUGGCGAUAGACGGGAGGACAACCUAUGACAUCUCGUCCUUCACCAUGAAGAGGCCGGCUAUCAGUGAUCCUAGCUACCCACCCUGCUUCAAGUUAGAUGUGCCUGUCAAAGACGACAUCUUACCCUCCUACCUCUGAACACUCAACGAUGUCGUACCUACAGGGGACACAGGAUCAUCUCCCCCCCCCCCAAUCUAGAAGG
Messenger RNA from Strongylocentrotus purpuratus (purple sea urchin), 1348 nucleotides. RefSeq names its product monomeric sarcosine oxidase-like. Lineage: Eukaryota; Metazoa; Echinodermata; Echinoidea; Camarodonta; Strongylocentrotidae. Gene Ontology annotation, molecular function: flavin adenine dinucleotide binding; sarcosine oxidase activity. The transcript is spliced from 7 exons. Bases 85 to 1284 code for a protein of 399 amino acids. The record is from RefSeq and is a predicted model, not a curated record.